AUGAAGAUAUUCUCUCUGCCGCCUAUUCCUUUAAUCUUAUUAUUUACGACCAUUAAUAAAGUCCUCGCACAGAAAGAUAAUGGAGAAGAUUGUUCAUGUUUUCGGACGGAUAGUGCGUCAUCUGGAUAUUUCACAUACCAUCGAUUCCAUGAUUUUCGAACAGUAGCAGCAGCUUCGCAGACUGUGCCCAAUUUAAUUUCGAAUGAAAGUGAUACAUCGAAUGCACUGGCAACAUCAGAAUUCUUCUCGGGGCAGGCUUGGAAUAAUGAUUGGUCGACGCAGAAUUGGAAUAAUAGUGAUUCAAUGGAGAGUGGAAGUGGUGUGCUGAUGGUUAAUUCGGCAAAUAAUGUCUACAUUGAAACCUCUACCGAUAAUGAUACCUCCUACAAUACCUAUCUUACCCUCCGUACAGCGCGUCUCGAGGGCUUCCAAUCCGUAGCCGAAUUCGACUCCAACGAAAAGAAUUUCCAAUAUAUGUCCGCCCGAUUCCUAGCUCGAGUGGUUGGUUCCGAAGGAGCAUGCGCGGGAAUGUUCACUUAUCUCGAGUCUGACCCUAUCCAAGAAGCCGACAUUGAAAUUUUAACAUCUGGUCCCCGUAACGUGGUCCAAUACACAAACCAACCUUCCUUAAAUAAAGAAGGUGAUGCCGAGCCUAGAGCUACAAGCAAUGCUUCAACUGCAGACGGUGCUAUGGAUUGGAGUGUUUGGAAUAUUUAUCGAAUGGAUUGGAUGCCCAAACAGACAUCAUGGUAUGUCAAUGGCGAGAGUGUGGCAAAUAUCACAUACCAGGUUCCGAAGGAUCCGAGUGGUCUGAUAUUGAAUAUGUGGAGUGAUGGAGGGGAAUGGACGGGAAAUAUGAGUUUGUAUGAUGAGGCGUACCUGCAAGUUCAGUGGAUUGAAUUGGCUUUUAAUACUAGCGGGGAUUUUGCGGGCAGCAAGAGAGAUCUGGAGAAGAGGAAAAGCAAAGGCUGUAAGGUUGUUUGUGGAAUUGAUGAAGGAGUUAAUGUUACGGGUACCCCGGCGUUGUUGAUCAAUAAUACGAAUGCGGCGACAUUGGGAUGGAAGGAGGGGACAGGGUGUAUGGGGUGGGUUCCCGUGUUUGUAGUUGGGUUGGCUGCUUUUGGGUUCUUGUGA
Botrytis sinoallii is the source of this 1134-nucleotide messenger RNA. RefSeq lists its product as uncharacterized. The record is from RefSeq and is a predicted model, not a curated record. The transcript is spliced from 2 exons. Gene Ontology annotation, biological process: carbohydrate metabolic process. Gene Ontology annotation, molecular function: hydrolase activity, hydrolyzing O-glycosyl compounds. Lineage: Eukaryota; Fungi; Ascomycota; Leotiomycetes; Helotiales; Sclerotiniaceae. The coding region runs from base 1 to 1134 and encodes 377 amino acids.